This is a messenger RNA of Rubroshorea leprosula, 1910 nucleotides long. The record is from the annotation of a GenBank genome assembly. Lineage: Eukaryota; Viridiplantae; Streptophyta; Magnoliopsida; Malvales; Dipterocarpaceae.
GCUAAUGCCGACAAAGCAAGCAAGUUAACGCAAAGAGGCCAUGUGCAUUCUGCUUGGAACCUCUCGAGACUCAUCCUUUCCAAUCAGGUUCUACCUCAUAGGUUGCAUGUAAUAGAAGAUAGACCGUUUCGACACGUGAGAAAGACCGCCGACACUAACCGACCCGUUACGUUCGAAGCUCAAACCAGAAGCGACCAAACCAAUGGUGAUAGGUGUAGCCAUGCAUGGCGGCCAACGCCACACCCGUUGGUGAAAGUUGGCGCGUUUGAUACUUUUAUUAUCGGUCAGGCAGACAAGGGUACGUAUCUGACAUGUGUUCCACCGCCCACAUGUCCCCCACCUUUAAGCCUCUCAACAAUUACUUACCGUACACUUACACGUGCCACAUUCUCCUUUCUCCUUGCUCUAUUAUGCCUUUCUCCAAUUGGCAGGCUCUUCGCCGUUAAAAUCAACCCCGGAGACCCAAUUUAAUCAGCUCUACUUCUAAUACUUUUUCAGUUUUCUCUUCACCGUUUUUUAGCAUAACAUAGAAGGAAACUGAGGUGGGAGCACUUUCAAUUUCAGGCUUUCACCAUGAUUAUGACACUGCAUCCUUACUCAAAUACUGCAAAGACGGUUGAAAUUAUGUCGAGGUACAGACCCAUUGCGCCAAAGCCAGAGGUGCCGGACAGACUGAUGAAUAAUGAUAACUCAUCCAUGUCUCAGAAAAUCAAGCAAUCGCCAUAUCUGAGGAACCUCUGGCAACAGCUUCAAGCUAGGCCUACUAGGACAAGGAAGAGAGGUAGGACUACUUUACCACCAACCACUCUCAAGAGACCGAGGAUACAUGUCUUUGGGCUUUCUUCUCCUAGUCCUGUGGAAUCACCUGCUAAAAAUCUCUCCUUGCAAGGUUUUGCUCAUGGGCUUCCUCGGCUUUCUAUCUCUGUUCCUAACCUUGCAGCGACUGUGACUGGCAGUGGUGGCGGCUUAGACACUACUAGAGCAACGUCAAGUUUGGUGACGCUUCCCCUUCCUCCAUGUUCCCCAGCUGUUCCUGUUGCCAAGCAAGCGACAGCUCCUGAGCCCAAUUGCUUGGAGUCCCCUGGAGAAGGAAACAAGAUAGAUUUGAACAGAGUGGUGGAGUUGCCUGAAGAGAAAGACCUGUUGCUCCAACUGCGAGGUCCUACACUGAGCAGCAGCGUUAUAGCACCCCAGCCUGUUCGACCUGUGGGCUCUAGCAUUAGCGUUCGGUGCAUCAGCGAGGACCCAGGUCUGACCCUUCAUGUGCAAUUUACCGAGAGACCAGAGGAGGUGGAGGAGGAGGUUGAGUCUGAUACCUUGCCAGCAGUGAUAUCUGAUUCUAACAACAAGGAAAGGCUGGCAAAUUCUGCUUACAAGGAGAUUAUUGGACAGCCAGAAUGUCCGUGGCUGAAUUCCAUGGUAACUACCGAUGGAAAAAUGGGAAGGCACUCAUGCGAUAGGAUCUCUAGGGAGAUAAUGCUCCAUCUUUCUGAUUCAAGAGUACCUGUUUCAUCAAAUGGGUUUUCAUGUUGGGUGAGAAUAAAGUGGAGAAGUAAGGGGAAUAAGCAUUCAAUCAAUACUUUCUGUGAUGCAAUCAAAUUAUCUUGUCAGUCGAGAGAUUACCUGUUCACAGGGAGGUUCCAUACAGAUUGCAGGGAGGCUUCUCAGUCCACUUGCAAUGACUGAAAUUUGAAAUGUAAAUCUUAGUAUUACCUGGUACUCCCUUCUUUUUGAGGGGAAGGGAGGCAAAGUGAGUUAGCGCUAAUGUACCUCAUCCACCAUGUAUUGAUCGGAUAUAACGGCAUAGUUUUAGUCAUCUCUUUCUUUUGUGUAACAAUCUACUUCUAUUGUGCGUGCUAGAACAUAAGUUUCAUUUGAAAAAAGGAAUGCAAGAAAGAUAUAACGUGUAC